CUCAGCAGCCUGACGUUUAGUGAGAAGUGCUGAAAGUCGACCGAAUUAUGGUGCUUUGCGCUGGAAAAUAACAUAACGAUAUUGUUACAGCAAUGGCAUCCGAUUUGAAGACCGGCCGCCGGAGAGCGGGCAGCUCAGCGCACCUCAGCAACCACACGCGAACAGCAUCAAAGGCAGCUGCAAAUAUCCAGCCAAAGUCGACGCAUACUUCCGACGAGUUUUUAAAAGAGUUUCUCAACCCAUACUUCAACCCAGCAUCCUAUCUUAACGCAAAACUACCGAAGCUAGCGACGAAGUCCGCGUCUGGCACAAGCCAAACAGCCUCUGGAGCUGUUCCUCUUAUCGAGUUAUCCAAACAAGCCAAUACAUUGCUCUCACAAGUCAAUGCCCAAACUACAAGAUUGUCAGAGACACUCACACAACUCACGGACGAUAUCUUGCGGAGCGGUAGCCGGUUGGCGUACGAGGUGGAAUUGCUUCGAGGCGAAACUCUUGGCCUUUCAGAGGCACUAAACGAGACCCUCAAGGACGACAUAGAAGUUUUUAUACCUGAAGGGCUCCAUGGGAGUAACGAGAAGCAUGAUAUAUCGGAGGACUCACAUGGAGGCCAAAAAUCAGAUGUCAAAGGCCUUCCGAUCCCGACCUCGGAAAAUGACACCAACAGCGUUGACCCGCUCCCCAUUCAGCAGCUCAAAACUCUUACGCUCGUCCGCUCGCGAAUAGAUACUGUUGUCAAGACAUUUGGUGACGCCAUGGACUUUGUAUUCCCUCCGUCUGAAGUAUCCGUUACAUCGUCUUUCCUGUCCGUUUCGGCACCAGAGCCUGGCUCAGAGCAGCAGAGUUCCGAGGACAAAGGACAAGAAGUGCUUAAGAAGCUGCGUGAGGAGAUAUCAGAUUUGCUUUAUAAAAGCCCAGAUCCAAUCGAAGGAGUCGAGAAAGCUGCGAAUAGAUUGGAAGCGCUCAGCGCCUUGGCGCGCGUCUGGAAGGAUACUGCCGAGGAAAACGGCCGAGCGAAAUUUAUUGAAAGCCUGACGAAAAUGGUGGAAGAUAGACAUAAGGAACUUUUGAAGGAAUAUAGCCAAGGUAAUAAGAAGGAGAACAGGACCGAUUUCUCGAGAGUGGCCAAGGCCUCAGCACCAGCGCCAGCAGCAUUAGGUGCAGAUGAGGGCAAGGCGCCUCCCGGAGGAUUUGGACUUAUCAGCCAGUUACAAAAGCUUAGAGGUGGAGUAUAGAUUUAAAAGCAUCUUCAAACUGACGAAAGAGCUAUGAUAAUGACAACUUCAUGAUGCAUAUAGAUGCAAGAGAGGAAUGCCGCGCUGGCUGGACAUAUGGAAAUCAAAAUUCUGACUUGGGUUCUGAAGCAUGGCUCUGAUUACAAACAAAGAGUGUGAAAUAAGAUGAUCUAUUUCCACAGCCCAUUAAUCCGGAGAAAACACAAAAACGAUAAUGCUUGAAG
[Torrubiella] hemipterigena is the source of this 1456-nucleotide messenger RNA. The record is from the annotation of a GenBank genome assembly. NCBI's taxonomy places the organism in Eukaryota, Fungi, Ascomycota, Sordariomycetes, Hypocreales, Clavicipitaceae.